Molecule: messenger RNA, 957 nt
Organism: Cladocopium goreaui
Lineage: Eukaryota; Dinophyceae; Suessiales; Symbiodiniaceae
Source: the annotation of a GenBank genome assembly
AUGGCUGCUUGGGUUGGCUGGCUACAUCUACCUGGCCAUCCGCCCUGGAGAACCCUUGAAAAGUUUGAUUUUGUGCCCACUGAUACAGCUUCAAGCAACAGCGCUGGAGAUGACCCUUGCGACAACAGUUCCGAGGCUACAGAAACCUCAUCUGAUUGCCCAGCAUGGUCUCAAGAGGGCAUGAUACAUUGGCUGUACGAUCGAUGCGAGAGAAGACUUGAGAAGACAGUAAGGAGCCAGGAUCCUAUGAAGACAAACCAAUAUCUGGCUCGACAGGGCAUUUUGUCCGACAUGUUGGCCCUUCUUGAAGUGGCCACAACUGAGACUCGAGAACAAGUUCAACAAGUCUUGGAGGAUAUCACUGACCUUUCAAGUGAUGAAGAUUCUCCCACAGCUUUCCGUUGCGACAUGGUGAACUUGUGUGGUUGCGACAUUGUGAACUCGAAGUCUUCUGAAGGUGACAUGGUUUCUUUCACAACACUUGUGCUGACCUUGUGGACAAUGGCGCUUGGGGAAUACACGUGGUACUGGCUUCGCAGGCCAAUCAUGCCAGUGCAUUUCCCUCCAACAGACUUUUCAGUUCAAACAGGAGCUGCAGAGCCCGAAGUGCACGAGGAUCUUCAGACUGAGCGCAUGCUGUUGGUAGCUUUGAAGAGGAUCAACGGGAGGCUCGAACGAGCCCAAAGGCAGGGAAAUAAUGGACAGUCCAUGAAGUACAUGCAAAGCAGAACUUGGUUGCUCAGCUGCGUUUCUUACUACGCAGACUGUUCUCCAGUCGAGAGAACCCGCAUGGCGAGCAACUUGAGUGAUGACGACGAGUCACCACAACAUGGACUUGGAGAAGAUGAGAAAAACCACGCCUUGGUGGAGGCUGACAAAGCCUUCAAAAGCAUCAUGAACCUCCUGGAGUAUGAUCGCUUCGAGGAAGUGACAAGGCUGGUGAACCAACUGGGUUGA